Xenopus laevis (African clawed frog) is the source of this 1051-nucleotide messenger RNA. It is a transcript of the gene dbx2.L, whose product is annotated as developing brain homeobox 2 L homeolog. Gene Ontology annotation, molecular function: DNA binding; DNA-binding transcription factor activity, RNA polymerase II-specific. Gene Ontology annotation, cellular component: nucleus. NCBI's taxonomy places the organism in Eukaryota, Metazoa, Chordata, Amphibia, Anura, Pipidae. Gene Ontology annotation, biological process: regulation of DNA-templated transcription; regulation of transcription by RNA polymerase II. The record is from RefSeq and is marked provisional.
GAAAGCUAGGAGCCAGACCAGAAUCAGAAGUUUAUUCAGCUGUGUCUACAGAAUGGACCCAGGAGCACUAUCUUCUGCUGUUUGGAGAUGGGACCUUCCAAGACCUGUAGCUCACAUACAGAGUUCCACAGCACCUCCUGGAUUUGGGAACCUGGGGAGAAGUUUUCUUAUUGAUGAUUUGUUGAAGGAUGUGGACCCUUUGGCUAUGAAGUGCCUUCCUGUGGCUUACAGUCAUUUGCCUGUCACACAGUGUCCUACAACAGAACAAUUUAGCCCUCUUGGGAGUACAUAUCCCAGAGCUUGGACUUUCCAACUUCUUCGCACUUCAGACAGAUGGCAGGCGUUUUAUCCACAACCCUUUACAGGAAAUGUAUAUGAAACAGAUUUCUCAAAGUACUUUUAUCUGCAAUCCGUUCCAUUUUACUCAGCUUGCUGUGGUGGGUCCUGUCAGCACCCUGCAUCCCCCACUGCUUUUCCAAGAAAUGAAAUGCUGCUGCCCUUAUCUGGCCAGGAUGCAAACUCCAAGACAAGGCGUGUCAUUUUAAGAAGGGCGGUGUUUUCUGAGGAGCAAAGGAAAGCUCUUGAGAAGAUGUUUCAAAAGCAAAAGUACAUCAGCAAGGUUGACAGAAAGAAGCUCGCAGUAAAGCUUGCAUUAAAGGAAUCUCAGGUUAAGAUCUGGUUCCAAAACCGAAGGAUGAAGUGGAGGAACUCCAAAGAAAAAUCGGUGCUUUUAAAUACGUUUUUAAAAGAAGAUUCCGCAGAACAGAAUCUCUCAAGGACUGUACAAUGUAUCCACACACCCUGCUGAAAGGAGGACAAAUGACCAAUCAAAGCAAUAAAUUUAGACAAGGGACUUCAGUUAAAGGAUAUAGACCAGUUUUGGGAAAAAGCAGCUGUGAAGUAGCGGCACGUCAUAACAGAACAUAAAAAUCUAAAUUUUAGCAUUUCCACACGAAAAUCUUCCCUUCUUUUUGAGGGAUUAAUAGCUGAUCCUGUGCUUGCCAACACACAAGCAUAGAGGGAAUUGGACGGAGUGGAUUGGCUGCUAUUA